Messenger RNA from Alternaria atra, 1398 nucleotides. RefSeq lists its product as uncharacterized. Lineage: Eukaryota; Fungi; Ascomycota; Dothideomycetes; Pleosporales; Pleosporaceae. The record is from RefSeq and is a predicted model, not a curated record. The transcript has a single exon. Bases 1 to 1398 code for a protein of 465 amino acids.
AUGCGCGUUCCUCUCUUCCGCAUCUGGUACUCGACCACGUACACGACCCUUCUCAUAAUCCUACUCCUACUCCUCGCUGUCACACCCGCGGAUACGAUAUACCAAUCGAUUAAAUCUAAAGAAAUCCAGAAGCUGUUUGUUAUCGGCGGCGUCUACCUGCUCACUUGUUUGAUUGUGCUGUUGAUCUACUCGACACGCAUCUACACGAAUAGGACUGUGCUUGCGGCGAUACCGAAGAGCUAUGUGCCAGUUGAGGAAGGCGAGGUGGGCAAGUGGGUGAGAAGGAUGAUUGUGAAGCAUUUCAAGAGAAGUGCGGUCAUUGCAUGGGACAGCAGGCCAAGGGACGUUAGGGGCGAGGUUGACCUGGAUGAGGAGAAGGGAGAGGAAUCACGGCCCAACACAGCGGAGACCAGGAGAGAGAAGCACAAGGCGCAUAAGAAGAAAGGACACCACCAUCAUCACCAUCAUCACCAUGCGCCUGAUGCGACAAUCAUCCCUGUCUCUGCGAACUCGCCGCCUUGGGGCCAUGUCUCGCACCCUGGCUGGGCAUCCCCUUCGUCGCCUGAUCUGCCGAACCUACAAUAUUGGGGCGUCAUCUGUGAACUGCCUAAUCUUAUCGAAGCGAAGGCCGUUUCCCUUGCGCCUCCAGAUCCUGCCAUCGAAGAAAGCGCUCCACAGUAUCCUGACAAUGCGCCACCUUUACCAGACGCGCGCAUCGUCACCCUCCUCCAGCGCCCGCGCGCGAUGGGCCUACGCGAAUACCUCGCUCGUCUCGCAGAAUUUGGACUGCUGAACCCACCCUCUCUCGGCGCUACAUUCCUCGCGCAAUACGAAUACGCACGUUUCUCUACCACGAGCCUGACGGAAACACAAUUCAGAGACAUCAUGGCCGUCUUUGCAGAAAUACUGAACGGAAUGACAGAAGUCGAUCCCGAAGUCAUUGAAGAAGCACGCGCGCAAGACAUUGAAUCCGACACGCGCAGUCUCGCACCCACAGAAUCAAGUACCGAAACCAGCAGCUCCUCGCAAUCCCAUCUACCUUACCGCACACCUCAACUCGAGCGCCAAACCUCCCUAUCCUCCUUCAACAGCUCUCUGUCCACUUCUGACAGCGGCUCAACAACACAUUCACCCCAGACUGUCCGCACCGCACCCUCGCGCCAACAACGCAGCUCCACCAUCUUCGGCACGCCGCGCACACCCUCACAACGCUCACACAUGGAUUCAGCGUCGGAAACAGGAUCUGUUGUGGUUCACGAGAGGCCGCGAAGAAGUCCAAGCACCUUGUUGCCUAAUUCGAGCGAGAGUUCCCUGGGCAGUGCCGGAAGCGUCAUUCGCUUACAUCCUAACCCUAGCGAGGGAGAUCUGCCGUACGAGUAUAAUAUUGAUGCUGGAUGA